Messenger RNA from Ctenopharyngodon idella (grass carp), 4228 nucleotides. Its product is annotated as SH3 and multiple ankyrin repeat domains protein 1. Gene Ontology annotation, molecular function: synaptic receptor adaptor activity; ionotropic glutamate receptor binding. The coding region runs from base 980 to 3466 and encodes 828 amino acids. The transcript has 21 exons. The record is from RefSeq and is a predicted model, not a curated record. Lineage: Eukaryota; Metazoa; Chordata; Actinopteri; Cypriniformes; Xenocyprididae. Gene Ontology annotation, cellular component: postsynaptic density; postsynaptic membrane; dendritic spine.
AUAUAAGUCGUUAUUUAUUUAUUUAUUUUUUGGCGCACCAAAAUACUCUUGUCGCUUUAUAAUAUUAAUAUUGAACCACUGUACUCACAUGAACUGAUUUAAAUAUGUUUUUAGUACAUUAAUGGAUCUUGAGAGAGGAAAUGUCAUUGCUGGCUAUGGAGGCCUCACUGAGCCAUCGGAUUUCAACAAAAAUAUCUUAAUUUGUGUUCCGAAGAUUAACGAAGGUCUUACGGGUGUGAAACAGCAUGAGGGUUUUUCUCGAGUGUCCUCGUACAAACCUUGUGGGUGAGAGACGGUGGUUGAUCUCAGCGUGAUGAGGACAGGUGAUGAUUUCUGCAGCCGUUCUCUAAUUCGCCACAUGAACACUCGCAGUCAGGCUAAUUUCUCCUCUAAUUUUUCUGUCCAUGACCCACUUGUGUUCAAGAGUGUGUGUGAGUGUCACAGUAUGUUAUUAGCUCAGAAAAAAGACAUGUACACAUGCUCACACAAAUGCAUGCAUGCAUGUCUUGCAUUAUACAUGUGAAACUGUAUGUUUUCCUCCGUGGUUUCAUUGGUUUCCGAGCGUAACAGAUGAGUUCUUCCCACAAAGCCACAGAAGAUCCGGAUGAAACCCAAGCCUCAGAUGCGAGCCAGUUUGAUCUAGCAUCCGAGAGGCCGUGUGUGUGUAUGUGUGUGGAGAGCGAGGCUGGAGGGAGGAGUGUUUGAGUGCAUGACAGCGGGAUGAGAGAGAUCUCAGAAGAGAGAUUGUUCCAGUGCUGGAGGUGAUCCUGCGUGGACGCAACGCCUGGAUGUGCACGUUUACUGGCGUUUCUAUGACUGUUUGUUUUUCUCUGGACCCUGUUCUGACCACGUCUUCUGUGCUGGAAUGAGGAAGCUCAGGCUGGACAUUCAGUCUGUCUAACAUUAAGGUGGACGUCGAUAAGCACCAUGACCCAACAGCAUAACAUCAACACUUCUUGCUGACACGGUGCUGCAAAGGAUGCUAGGAAAUACCAAGCGUUUUUUUGGCAGCGCCGAGGACAAAGAGGGUGAGGAUGAGGAGGAUGAGGAGGAGAGAUUGAAGAGAGCGAAACAAAAUGGGAUGAUCGAAAUGGUAGACAAAGAACACCAGACCCGGGGUGGACGCAAGGCGGACGGAUCCAAACCGGCAGCCGUUGUGAUUGGAUGGCAGAGAGGAGAGAGACAACCGAGGGCUGGCAAUUCGGGCCAAAGAGGAAUCCCACAUUUGCCCAGUCAGCCGACGCUUUAUCAUCAGACAACCAAUCAGCCGCUGUAUCACCCGGUCUUGACCAAUCAGCAGGCCCGGCGGCGUAUGAUGGAGCGGAGCAUGACCACGGUCACGCCUGUAGAAGACUCGCACCUCGCUGUGAUCGUCUUCCGCAUCGGCAUACCUGAUAUCAAACAAACGAAGUGUUUGCGGUUUGAUCCCGACUCAAGCGUUUGGAGUGCGAAGCAGCAGAUUAUUUGUUCUCUCAGCGAGUCGUUGUGGGACGUUUACAAUUACGGCCUCUUCCAGCCAGCUGGAGACGGACGAGAUGCCAAGUUCCUGGAGGAGGAGCGCUUGCUUCGAGAGUUUUCCCAGUCCCUGGAGAAGGGAGUGCCCUACCUGGAGUUCAGAUAUAAGACACGGGUCUACAAACAGACAAACCUGGAUGAGAAACAACUAGCGAAGCUGCACACCAAGGCCAAUCUGAAGAAGUUCCUGGAUUAUGUUCACGGUGGAGCUGUGGAGAAAUUGAGUAAAGCUCUGGAUAAAGGACUGGAUCCGAACUACCACGACACUGAGAGUGGAGAGACGCCUCUGACUCUGGCGGUUCAGGGGAGUCUGACUGUGGAAGGGAUUCGUGUUCUGGUGCUGAACGGCGCUCAUGUGGAUUUCAGAUCCAGAGAUGGACUCACACCCCUCCACAAAGCAGUCAGAGCGCACAACCAAUCCGCACUGAUGGCUCUGCUGACUUUGGGUGCUUCUCCGGAUUAUCGAGACCGCUGUGGUCUGACGCCGCUGUACCACUCGGUGCUGACAGGGGGCGACACGUCCUGUUGUGAAACUCUGCUGUACUAUGGAGCACGACUAGGAGUCAGAGAUGAGAACGGCUGGGACGAGUCACACCAGGCGUGCCAGCAUGGAUUUGCCCAACACUUAGAACACCUUCUGUUCUAUGGUGCAGACACCACUUCCCAGAAUGCAUCAGGAAACACUGCCCUCCACAUAUGUGCCCUUUACAACAAGGAGAGUUGUGUCCGGGUCCUUCUUUACCGAGGAGCCAAUAAGGAGAUAAAGAACAAACACGGUCAAACCCCCUUCCAGGUUGCUGUGAUGUCGGGCCAUUUUGAACUUGGAGAAAUCAUCAAAAAUCACAAUGAUGCAGAUGUUGUUCCUUUUUUGGAAACUCCAAAAUAUGUUCCUCACUUUAUGGAUGGUAUGUUGAAUCAACCCAUCUCAGCUGGCCUUCAGCAUCCUUACCCGCUGCUCCGCGCCAAGAGUGAGAACACAGUGACGACGCUCAUGGAUCCCGUAGUGAUGCCCACCGCUGCUGCCAGCAUGCCACCUGCUCAGACACAACGCAGGGCCUCUUUCGCUUUGAGGAGCUCCAGCAGUCCCCGUGGAGCCCGAACCCGUUCCCCGUCUCGUGGGAGAGAGGGAGGAGAGAAGGAGGAAAAGCAGCAAAAACAGCGAGGGAGGCAGGGAGGGGGCGGAGGUCAGAGGAAAAGGCUCUACAGCGCCGUUCCAGGCCGCGUGUUUGUGGCAACACGCUCUCACUCGGCUCACGGUGAGCGUGAGAUCAGCCUCAGCAAAGGAGACAAGGUCAAAGUGUUGAGUGUAGGUGAAGGAGGAUUCUGGGAAGGCACAGUGAAGGGCCGCACAGGCUGGUUUCCAUCUGAAUGUGUAGAAGAGGUGCUGCCCCAAAACCAGGAGCAGCACACAGAGAGCCGCAGUGAGAAGGCGAAGAGGAAACUGUUUCGUCAUUACACAGUAGGAACGUACGAUGGCCUCGAAGUGCCCAGUGACUACAUCAUAAAGGAGAAAACUGUACUUCUGCAGAAAAAAGACAAUGAGGGCUUCGGUUUUGUGCUCAGAGGGGCCAAAGCCCAGACUCCUGUCGAGGAGUUCAGCCCGACUCCAGCCUUUCCUGCUCUGCAGUACCUCGAGUCUGUCGAUGAGGGGGGCGUCGCGUGGCGGUCCGGCCUGCGGAUGGGCGACUUCCUGAUCGAGGUGAAUGGAAUCAAUGUGGUGAAGGUGGGUCACAGGCAGGUGGUGAACAUGAUUCGCCAGGGCGGGAACAGCCUGAUGGUGAAGGUCGUCAUGGUUGCGCGAAAUCCUGAGAUGGAGGAAAUGCCUAAGAAGAAAGUUCCUCAGCAAAGUAAGCGGCUGACCCCUCCGGCUAUAGCUCUGCGCUCCAAAUCCAUGACUUCAGAACUGGAGGAGAUGGUGGAGAAAGGUCUGUCUAUCUCUUGUUAUUUUUAAACUAUUAUGUUAUUUUAGAAUGAGUGAACUAAAAGCUAUCCAAUGACUUUUGUAUGUGUGUGUGUAUGUGUAUAUAUAUAUAUAUAUAUAUAUAUAUAUAUAUAUAUAUAUAUUCUGUAUAUGUAUGUAUGUGUAUAUAUGUAUUUUUUUGUGGCAAUCAAGCUCAUUUGUUUUUUUGGAAAUUUCAUUCAUUCACAAUGUUUCUCAAUGCUAUUCUCAUCAGUUACUUUCAUUAGAUUCAUUAGAUUCUCAUUAAUGUUUUUUUUUUUUUUUUUUUACAAUAUUUGUAUUUCACAACUAUAAUGUAUAAAUACUUUACUAUUAAAAAAUAAAUUAUACAUAUUUUUGCCUUGAAAAUGGUGUCACAAUGAAAAAACAAAACAAAAACUUAAAACAGGCUUCAUUUUUAUUAAGCAAAAUAUAAUUUAUUAUUUCUUCUGAUUUAAGGAUGAAUUAUAUCUUAGAUAUUCAACAAUGAACAGCAGUAUGUGAUUUACAUUUAUUAGUUAUAAAAUGUUUCUUGUCAGCGACAAUGAAAACAUGUUAUAAUGUUUGUUGGCUGUCAGUCUUCUCAUGACAACUCAAAAUAGAUUGCAAACUUGAGGAAAAUGCUGGUUAAUGAGUGUUAAUACUGUUACAAGGGAAUCAUUUAAAAUAAUGAUACAAAAAUAACUAAAUAUGAAAAUAUUACAUUGUCACCAUAGUGUCCAGUAAAAUGUGCACUUGUGAAAAGUUAUUGCAUAUGUAACAUUAUUCACUUUC